Messenger RNA from Colletotrichum chrysophilum, 1731 nucleotides. Its product is annotated as Amino-acid permease inda1. Gene Ontology annotation, biological process: amino acid transmembrane transport. The transcript has 4 exons. Gene Ontology annotation, molecular function: amino acid transmembrane transporter activity. Lineage: Eukaryota; Fungi; Ascomycota; Sordariomycetes; Glomerellales; Glomerellaceae. Gene Ontology annotation, cellular component: membrane. The record is from RefSeq and is a predicted model, not a curated record. The coding region runs from base 1 to 1731 and encodes 576 amino acids.
AUGUCUUCAGACGGGGUCACCCCCACCAAGGUGCUUGAGGCCGAUGAGAAGGCCUCUGGCAGCCUUCCCGGAUACGACAGCGGCAGCGGAAACGCCAUCCGCGGCGACAUCCACGAGGAGAGCUGGGCCACCCGCAACGGUUUGAACGCCGAGUCCUUCAAGAAGAAGGAAUAUGGCCGCGGUGUCGUCGAGCUUGACCGUGCCAUGAGCACCCGCCAUCUGCACAUGAUUGCCAUCGGUGGAUCUAUUGGUGCUGGUUUCUUCGUCGGUUCCGGUGGCGCUCUGAGCAAGGGCGGUCCUGGUUCUCUCUUCAUUGAUUUCUUGCUGGUUGGUAUCAUGAUGUUCAACGUCGUGUACGCCCUUGGUGAACUCGCUGUUAUGUACCCUGUCUCUGGUGGUUUCUACACGUACUCGACUCGCUUCAUCGACCCGUCCUGGGGUUUCGCUAUGGGCUGGAACUACGUCUUCCAAUGGGCCGCCGUUCUUCCUCUCGAAUUGACGGUUUGCGGUCUCGUCAUCGGAUACUGGGAUAGCGAAACCAGCGUCGCCGUCUGGAUCACCGUCUUCUUGGUCGCCAUCAUCAUCAUCAACAUCUUCGGUUCUCUCGGAUAUGCUGAGGAGGAAUUCUGGUCAGCUUGCAUCAAGCUGGGUGCCACCGUCAUCUUUAUGAUCAUCUGCUUCGUCCUCGUCCUCGGCGGUGGCCCCAGCAGUGGUCGUUACAACACCUACCAAGGCGCGAAGCUGUGGUAUGACCCCGGCGCCUUCCGCAACGGCUUCAAGGGCUUCUGCUCUGUUUUCGUUACCGCCGCCUUCUCCUUCUCUGGAACUGAAUUGGUCGGUCUUGCCGCUGCCGAGGCGAAGAACCCCGUCAAAUCACUGCCCGGUGCUAUCAAGCAGGUCUUCUGGCGUAUCACCCUCUUCUACAUUCUUGGCCUCUUCUUCGUCGGUCUGCUGAUUCCCUCUGACGACCCUUCCCUGCUGUCCGAGUCCUCGUACUCUGAUGUCAAGGCCUCUCCUUUCGUGCUUGUCGGCAAGUACGCUGGCCUCGUGGGCUUCGAUCACUUCAUGAAUGUUGUCAUCCUCGUGUCCGUUCUGUCGAUUGGUGUGUCUGGUGUUUACGGUGGAUCGCGUACCCUCACUGCCUUGGCUCAGCAGGGCUACGCACCCAAGAUUUUCACCUACAUUGACAAGUCUGGCCGCCCUAUGCCAUCUGUCAUCGCCAUCCUCAUCUUCGGCCCCCUGGCUUACGUCAACCUCAACGCUUCCGGCCCUGUCGUGUUCGAUUGGUUGUUGGCGCUCUCAGGUCUCGCCGCCGUCUUCACGUGGGGCUCCAUUUGCCUCGCUCACAUCCGUUUCCGCAAGGCGUGGGCUUACCACGGUCACACCGUUGACGAGAUCCCUUUCAGAGCUAUUGGUGGUGUCACCGGCUCAUGGAUCGGUCUCUUCCUCUGCUUCGUUGUGCUUGCUGCUCAGUUCUACACUGCCAUCGCGCCUCCCGGCACUAGCGAGCUCAACGACGCUGAAGGCUUCUUCAAGUCAUACCUUGCUCUCCCCGUCGUUAUCCUCUUCUGGGUCGGUGGCUUCGCCUGGAAGCGCACUGGUUGGCUCCGCACCUCCCAGAUGGAUGUCGACACUGGCCGUCGUGAGCUUGACUGGGACGAGAUCCACGCUUACCGUGCCAAGAUUGCUGCGAUGCCCGCGUGGAGACGUGCCAUCAACCACGUUUGGUAA